AUGGGGGAAGCCUGCGGGGCAGACCGGUGCUGUGCCGGAUCGGCAGGGCCCUCGGCGCGCGCGCGCUGCAGUAGCCCGAGGCCCAGAGACGCGCAGUGCCUGCCCGAGGACACACAGCAAGCGGGGGGGCGUCGAGUGGUGGAGUCCCCGUGCGCCCGGAAGCCAGCCAUUGCCCUCCCUGUGAACAGCCCUAUGAAUAAAAGAGACACUGAGGUGAUGAAGUGCAUCGUUGAGGUCAUCUCUGACACGCUCUUCAAGCCCAGCCCCAUGCCUGUGAGCCAGGAGUGUUUUGAGACGCUCCGAGGAGAUGAGCGGAUCCUCUCGAUCCUGCGACAUCAGAAUUUGCUGAAAGAGCUCCAAGACCUUGCUCUCCAAGGUGCCAAGGAGAGGGCCGGUCAGCAGAAGAAGGACAGAGGUUUUGAGGAUGAGCUCUCAGAGGUUCUCCAGAAGCAAAACGAGCAGGCCGAGCUCAAGGAGGGGACAGAAGAGAUGCUCGCCAAGGACUCUGCGGAGAAAAGGGGGGAUUCCAAUGAGGUGAAGAGUGGUCAAGACACAGAUCAAGACGGGCCCUGGGCCUCCCCAGAACCCGGGCAGGGGUCCAAGGAUGAGGCCGACCAGGCCCCAGGGGAGGAAGAGAUCACCAACACCCAUCCCCCGGCCACCCUCCCUGGCCAGAAACACCCAGGCCCUCCGGCUGAGGGGGACAGCGGGGACCCCUCCCAGGGUCUGGCGGACAGAGAGGAGGGCCAGGGUGCAGAGCAAGGACAGCAGGCAGGGAGAGAGGACGACGCCGGUGCGGAGGCUGGAGAGAAGGCCGUCUCUGAAGAAGGCCCCUCCGAAGCAUUGAACCCCCACCCCAGCCUCGGCUACGAGGAGGCCCCGAGAGGCGAGAGUUGGUCCAAGGCUCUGGCUGUCGAUGGAGCCGGGAAGACUGAGGCUGAGGAAGUUCAGUCCCCCAAGGGGAAGGGGGAGCGGGAGCGGUCCCGGCAGGAGGAGAUGGCAGGGGCCCCUGGCGGCCUCCGGGGCGGGCAGAGCAGGGAGCUGCAGGAGCAGGAGCAGGAGCAGGAGCAGGAGCAGGAGGAGCGGCUCUCCGAGGAGUGGGAGGACGCCCGGCGGCGCAGCGAGGCGGACCAGCUGGCCAACGAGCUGCCGUCGGAGAAGCGGCUGGAGGGGGAGGACGACGAGGACCCCGACCGCUCCAUGAGGCUCUCCUUCGACCAGGAGCUGGAGAGCCUGUCAGCCAUUGAGGCGGAGCUGGAGAAGGUGGCCCAGCAGUUGCAGGCACUGCGGCGGGGGUGAGGCGCCCGCUGUCCCCACCAGUCAGGGCCCCCAGGCAUCCUGUGGUCCUGGCUCUGUUGUCCCCUUUACAGGUCCUGGCCAGCCGACCUGUGCAUUGCUUCUGGUAGGCAGGCGGCUCCAGCCUGCCCUGGCCCAGGCCACCCUGUUGCUCCCAUGCCCCUUUCCUCCUGCUCUUGACCCCAGUGCGCCCCUCUGCAGGGCAGACCCCUGCGACUUUAAACGAUGAUCCUCUCUCUGAACACAGGAAGCUUUCUAGAAUUUUUCCUUCCACAUCAGAGCCAUUGGCACAACUGCAAUAACCUCUGACCUUUCGGUGAAAGCUGAGAACUCCUGAAUGUAAUAUAUCCUGUACAAACUGUCUCAAAGGAAAAAUAAACCUGCUCUGGGCUCUCUCCUGUU
Molecule: messenger RNA, 1698 nt
Organism: Miniopterus natalensis
Lineage: Eukaryota; Metazoa; Chordata; Mammalia; Chiroptera; Miniopteridae
Source: RefSeq, a predicted model, not a curated record